UAUAAAGGGCCCAUUCUAGGGUAAAGAAAACAACAAUUCGUACAAUUAGAUGAAACACACUAGUGAAAACAUCACAAGAUUUUUUUUAUAUUCAAUUUCUUCAAAUAGAUCCCAUUUUUAAGACCUACUUGAAAAAAAACACAUUACACAUGGGAAGUAUACAUUCAAACAAUAUAUUAAACUACAGAAAAAUACACAGGAAUAAAUACACAGAGAAUAAUAAUAAUAAUAAUAAUAAUAAUAAUAACAAUCACCAAAAAUGUUGAUUAGGGUCCAGUAAAAAUGUCCAUUAAAAAAGAAGAUAAACAUUAAAACAAGGUGUGAAUCAUGCUGUGGCCUCUCCAGUCACAAUAUCUGAACAUGCUUUAACCAUCUAUCUUUUUCUUCUUCUAUUUUGGACUGACAUGUUAGACGUUGCUCCCCAUCACCAUCACUUAACACCAAAUGAGAUAUCAUCGAAUACUAUUUGGAAGAAGGAUAUGAAUCCCUCAGUUAGAGUUCCAUAGUCUUGUAUUGCCAAGGUGCAUUGAUGCUGUUAUAGUAGCUUGGGAUGGCCCAACUCUUGAUGUUUGUUUUCCCUUUAACUUGUCCCCCGUCUGUUUCUCAAUAUAAAGCAGUGUUGUUAUUUUGAGUUGAUCAGAGCCAAGUUUAUAUAUAAAAAGAUGCAUUUCUCUUGCAGCUACUUGUAUGUUCAGGUCAUCAGCUUGUGUCCUUACAGUUAAGGUAUAGCAGAUUACGAUUGCAACUACCUGCUGUACGUCAUGUAGGCUGAACAUAACUCAGAGGUGUCGUGUUGCACUGACAGGACUGUGGGCUUUUGAACAAUACACACCUUCUCCACUCAGGUUAAUAACAGAGCCACUAUUUAGUAAUGUAACACAAGUUAUCCGCUCUGUACGCACAUCAUGUUUGUUAACUCUCUGUACUCUGGCAGCAGUAGCUUUAACCUUCACUGCUGGUAAGAUAAUCAACCUAUCAUGUUUUAUGGACACAAACUAUCUUCCAGACUGAGCUGUUAUGGGGAAGGAGAAGCUCCACAUAAACAUUGUGGUAAUAGGACAUGUUGACUCCGGCAAGUCCACCACCACCGGCCACCUCAUCUACAAGUGUGGGGGCAUUGACAAGAGAACCAUCGAGAAGUUUGAGAAGGAAGCUGCUGAGAUGGGAAAGGGCUCCUUCAAAUAUGCCUGGGUCCUGGACAAGCUGAAGGCAGAGCGUGAGCGCGGCAUCACCAUUGAUAUCUCUCUUUGGAAGUUUGAGACCAGCAGGUACUACGUCACCAUCAUCGACGCUCCAGGACACAGGGACUUCAUCAAGAACAUGAUCACAGGGACUUCUCAGGCCGACUGCGCUGUGCUGAUUGUGGCUGCAGGCGUGGGCGAGUUUGAAGCUGGCAUCUCUAAGAACGGGCAGACUCGUGAACACGCCCUCCUUGCCUACACCCUGGGAGUGAAGCAGCUCAUUGUGGGCAUCAAUAAAAUGGAUUCCACUGAGCCCAACUACAGCCAGAAGCGCUACGAGGAGAUCGUGAAGGAAGUCAGCACUUACAUCAAGAAGAUCGGCUAUAACCCUGACACUGUGGCCUUUGUGCCCAUCUCUGGUUGGAAUGGAGACAACAUGCUGGAACCCAGCCCUAAUAUGACCUGGUUCAAGGGCUGGAAGAUCAACCGUAGAGACGGUAAUGCCUCAGGCACCACGCUGCUGGAGGCUCUGGAUGCCAUCCAGCCUCCCUCGCGCCCCACCGACAAGCCCCUCCGUCUGCCUCUGCAGGAUGUCUACAAAAUUGGAGGCAUUGGUACUGUACCAGUGGGACGAGUGGAGACUGGAAUCCUAAAAUCUGGCAUGGUGGUGACCUUUGCUCCUGUCAACGUGACCACUGAGGUCAAGUCUGUGGAGAUGCACCACGAGGCUCUGACUGAGGCGCUACCUGGCGACAAUGUGGGCUUCAACGUCAAGAACGUGUCUGUGAAGGAUAUUCGCCGUGGGAAUGUAGCUGGAGACAGUCGAAACGACCCACCACAGGAGGCGGCCAGCUUCACCUCUCAGGUGAUUAUCCUAAACCACCCCGGUCAGAUCAGUGCGGGCUACGCCCCUGUGCUGGACUGCCACACUGCACACAUCGCAUGCAAGUUCGCUGAGCUCAAGGAAAAGAUUGACCGUCGCUCAGGUAAGAAGCUCGAGGACAACCCCAAGGCCCUGAAGUCUGGAGAUGCUGCCAUUGUGGACAUGAUCCCCGGCAAGCCCAUGUGUGUGGAGAGCUUCUCCGAGUACCCACCACUGGGGAGGUUUGCCGUCCGUGACAUGCGUCAGACGGUGGCGGUGGGAGUGAUCAAGGGCGUGGACAAGAAAGCCCCCACCAGUGGUAAGGUCACCAAGUCAGCACAGAAGGCGCAGAAGGUCAAAUGAACGUUGUGCUGGGCUGCUGCCCUGAACGCUCACCAUGGCAGAAGACACACUAGCACCCCACCCCUUCUGCACAACAUAGUCAGUGUCUGGUCUAUUAUCACAAUGCAUCGCAAAAGCAGACGAAGGAAAAAACUCCCACACUGUAACUGAAUAACACGUUGAAAAACUAUUAUAUGUAGGUUUCAUUGUCACGCAGUUCGUGACAGAACAACAACAAAUAUGUGUUACAGCUCUCUGGUUGUGUGCCGUUGUAACUUCGCUGUUUUGCACCAGUAAUCAGGUGCUGAUGUCAUUUUGCCACGCCCAUGCUGAAAUAAUGUACGUAUUUGCCAGAGAGCCCGAGGUAGAUCAAACACUUGCAUGUUGCUGUUCCUGUACCUUAGAGAAACGAGCUUCAGAAACUGUCUGAUGCCUGAAACCGUCAUGCCUUUCACAUUGCUCGACUUAAGCUCCCUUGCAGUAGCUCUGUUGCAGUUACUGUUAAGUUCAUGCACUUUAAUCACUGUUGAUGUUCAUAAAAGUAAAGAUGUUUAAACAGUA
This is a messenger RNA of Hippoglossus stenolepis (Pacific halibut), 2946 nucleotides long. Its product is annotated as elongation factor 1-alpha 1. Gene Ontology annotation, biological process: translational elongation; translation. Gene Ontology annotation, molecular function: translation elongation factor activity; GTPase activity; GTP binding. The transcript has 8 exons. The coding region runs from base 1018 to 2406 and encodes 462 amino acids. Lineage: Eukaryota; Metazoa; Chordata; Actinopteri; Pleuronectiformes; Pleuronectidae. The record is from RefSeq and is a predicted model, not a curated record.